This is a messenger RNA of Acanthaster planci (crown-of-thorns starfish), 4162 nucleotides long. RefSeq names its product plancitoxin-1-like. Gene Ontology annotation, molecular function: deoxyribonuclease II activity. The record is from RefSeq and is a predicted model, not a curated record. Gene Ontology annotation, biological process: apoptotic DNA fragmentation. NCBI's taxonomy places the organism in Eukaryota, Metazoa, Echinodermata, Asteroidea, Valvatida, Acanthasteridae.
UGUGGGGGGAUGAUAUCUGAAAGUGACUUGAAAAGAAGGGGGAUGAUUAUAUUGGUAUUUCCCCCCCCCAGUCAAAAAGUGAGGGGUGUGUGUCCCCCAUGAACCCUCCCCCCUCAGAUUUCUGCCCAUGCUAAGGAGAGUCACAUGUCUAACAAAAGAAGCAUUAUUGUUUCCACUCCAAUUAAGGAGAGUUUUCAAGAAUUUUAGUAUUCUGAUUUGUUAAAUAACACUGACAACCCUUGACGCCAGGCCCCUCCCUCUUUAAGUCAACAUGUCCAAUUUUUAACUUCACUAUUCGUCUUCUUGGAUAUUAAGUUGUACUUUUCCUGUCUAUACCCACACCACCCUGACAAAUUCACACAUCCUCUAAGCCUUCAAAUUUCAUCCAAUUCUGGAAGUUCCGUAAAAGAAAAACAAAUUAUUUACACUUGGGGAUAAAUUUUUGCCCAUCUUUUUUUAAUUUUUCAGUAACUAUUUGUUUCUAUUCUUAUUUCCAGAAGGACAUGAAAAAAACAAGGAAAUGAACCAGAGAAAACUUUGAAUUCAUCCAGGUAGAUUGAUAUAGUAAUACAAUAAAUAAUGAUAAGGAAACAUUUAUAUUGUGCAGGUAUUUUAGAAAUAUACUCAACUGCACAUGACAAUACCCAUCACUAGCUGAGGUGUAAAAUUAGGUGUUGGAAAAUGCUUCCUUGAAUUGAUGAGCUUUAAGAACAAUCUUGAAUGCAUCACAGAUUUGAUAUUUCUUGCAUGAAAGGACAGGCUGUUCCAAAGCUUAGGGGCUACACAAACAAACGCAUGGUCUCCAAGAGUAGCCUUAGUUCUGUGAAAGGGAUGGCUAAGGAUCAACCUGUCAUGUGAACUGCAAAGACUAUACAUUAUGUGGCUGGGAUUUAGUGGCCAGUAAUUCAGAGAUGUAAUCUGGUGCUAAGCCAUGCAAAGUCUUAAAUAUAAUCAAAAAUAUUUGAAAUACAAUUCUUUGUCGAACAGGCAACCAGUGAAAUUAUGAAGCUGGUCAAUGGGACUAAUGUGAACAAUUCAUGGAGAGUAUGUUUCACAACUCGUUAGAGUUGCAUCUUCAGCUCUACAUGGUGGGCGGUCAGGUGUUUCUCUUGUUGCCGGUGACUGGUUUAUAAGUGGGUGAAGGUUGUGCCACAGUCCUCUUCCCUUAUUGAGAGAUGGGUUUUUGGCGUUCAUGGACACAGCUCCACAGACCCCUCCCUCUGAAACCAGCUAGAUUCCCUCUCUGGAAUGGAGGGUAUCAAUUUGCCUUCAAAAUGGUGGCCUGUUGAGUUCAGAGAGAAACUAAAACACAGACAGACUGGACCUUGCCCUUGUUGCCGCAACUAACUUGACAAAGGUGAGAGUUUAUAAAGAGGUGCAUUAGACUGAUCUUGGUUGGAGCCUUGUGAGAGUUUCACGAUGCCAAGCAGUGUGAUGACAUUCACAUUUUUGGCCUUGACUGCCAUAAUGGUGGGGACCAGUGAGGCAGUAGUGGGGUGCAAGGGUGCUGAUGGAUAUCCAGUUGAUUGGUUUAUUGUGUACAAACUUCCUCAAGACUCAGCCAGCUCAAUACCUGAGAUUAGAGAUGGGUAUGGUCAGAUGUACAUGGAUGUCAACAAUCCAGUCUUGACACUUUCUAGUGCCUCGCUUAAAGACACUAACCAUGCCAUCGCCUACACACUGGAAGAGAUUUAUCGGAACCAUGGAACUGGGAAUUUGGCACAGGUUAUGUACAAUGAUCAACCACCUCCGGGCAAAGAAAUCCAGUCAGGUCUUUACGGGCAUACUAAAGGUGUCCUUGCCUUUGAUGAUGACACUGGUUUCUGGCUGGUACACAGCGUACCUAAAUUUCCUCUACCCUCAUCUAAAAGCUACAAUUGGCCAGACAAUGCCAGACGUAAUGGCCAGACAUUGCUGUGUGUUACCUACAAUUACAACCAGUUUGAAAAAAUUGGUCAGCAGUUGAAGUACAACUAUCCUUGGGUCUAUGACAACACCAUCCCUCCUGAUUUGGUUGGCCAGACGCCCAGCAUUGUGGAUUUGGUGAACAACAUACAUGUAACAUCCCCUCCAUGGAAUUGUCGAUUGAAUCUGCAAUCUAAAAAUGGGCAGACGUUUGUCAGCUUUAACAAAGCUGGCAAAUGGGGAAAAGAUCUGUAUGCAGGUUGGAUUGCUCUCGAUUUUAACAGUGGCCUGUAUGUUGAGACAUGGCAGAACGGGGGACGCAAUCUGAACUCUUCUUGCAUUGGCGGCCUUAAUGUCUACAAUGUCAAGCAAGUGAAUCUGAGUGGUGGAAGCAAUUUCAAGGGCACCAAAGAUCACUCCAAGUGGGCAGUGGCUACCAAGUCUGGCCUGAUAUGGACUUGUUUUGGCGGUAUUAAUCGACAGACCUCUCAAAUGUAUCGUGGUGGUGGCGCGGUCUGUUUUGAGAAUUCAAACGUCCACCAGACCUUCUAUAAUGCUGUGGCUGAAUACGAGCCGUGUUAAAGUGGAGUCGUAAACCUCCAUCGCUUGAUCUCUGAGAUGACACUUACAUCCCAAUCUUGUGUUGUUCACUUUAAGGGGACAAAAUUUAAGAUUGAUGAAAUUUGUAGAUGAUUUUAAUGCUCAAACUUUUAUGUUGAAUUAUUACUUGCCAUUUAAUCCUCAUUUUUAAAGGAAAAUAUCCAUGCAGUCUUAAGUCAUGGGAUUUAUUAUUAUAAUUAGAAUUUAGUACAAAUUAGUGACACCAAGUCAAAAAUGGCCUGAGGUUUUGGACUCGACUAGAGUUCAACAUUUUAACCAGAAUAUUUAAUAUUUGGAAUUGUAAUAGAUUAUGAUUAUGCUUGCUAUCAUUAAAUGUAAUGUUUACUAUGCAGACUGUGACAAAAUCCAGAAAAAAAGUAGACAAUCAGGGUUUGUAUCAAAUUACUAAUGUGCCUAAAAACUUGCUGAAAUAAUGUCCAGAUUCAUAAAAACUGUUCAAAUAUGUGAUUUUUAACUUUUGCAAAUCUUGUUCAUAAUGGAUGUACAUCGUGUGCAACACCUCUAUGAUUCUUUACAAAUGCAUUUUGUAAGUUAACAAAGAUCUUAAAUCAAUUUCAAGAUGUUUAGUCCAUCUUUUUAUUUCAUUAACAAAGUGCCAUUCUCUAUUUGUGAAAUUACACAGAAUUUGACUGGAUUAUUAUGUGGUACUAACUUUCAGAACUAAACCUUAAAAGUUGACCUAUAGUCCAAGAAAAAAACAGUCUCUUUGAGAAAAAGGGAUUUUAAAUUGCUGAAAGUGUUACAAAAAUGUGUGUCCAUAUUUAUGUCUUUCACACAAGAUUGUAAACAAACUACAUAUUUCUUCUUUAUUAUUUCAAAAUUGACCCAUUAUGCAGAAAACAGUUUGUAUGGAUUUUGCUAUGAUACUGUUUUGUGUUUUUUAUACUUAAGCUUUAAAUAUGUACUCAGACAACUUCAAAAUUGUGAUUUCCAGUGUGAAUAGAUUAAGAAUCACAUGUCUGUGGAACAAGCAUCAAAAUAUAAAUUUUAACCAACAGUAUUCAAUCAACAAAAUGGGUCAGUUCCUAGCAGAAAGGAUAAAAAGGUUCCUUACAGAUAGUGGAUAAUCACUCCUUGCCUUGGUUCAUAACCAUCAGCAUUGGUACAACUUUAGGUCUAAAUGUCAAGGGGCGCCUGGGCACCACAAGAAAAUGAGCUACAGCUACGGGUGCAUAGCUAUGUAAAAUCAAUGGAGAUGAUUCACAGAUUUCAAUUGGAGGGUGCACCUGGAGUUAAGGGCAUCUUCCGGGGCCCGUGUCCCCUCCCCCCAUUUGUGUUGAAUGUUAAAUGUUAUCAAACAUUUUGAUUUGCAUAGUUUGCCACUAUUUUAUAUCAAUUACUCAGCCAACUGAACUGGUUCUGUUGUGAUUCGAAGUUACAAAUGACGAAGAAUGACAGGUGUAAAUUGGAACAUGUGAAAUGUUUCAACGUAGUAAUUGCCAGGAAAUUAAUUUUUUUCUGUUCAUAUUUCAGAAAAUUCUUGUAAUAGUAUUAACUGUUAGUAUUAAGUUGUGUAUUAUGUUGUAGUGAGUGUGAUGAAUAUUCAUUGUAAUAAUAUCAAACAUUUAUAAGGAGCACAGUAUCUUACAGUAUCUACAAUUGAAAGGUGCCAAUAUAUUAUCAUUAUCCCUACUGA